Molecule: messenger RNA, 261 nt
Organism: Parnassius apollo (apollo)
Lineage: Eukaryota; Metazoa; Arthropoda; Insecta; Lepidoptera; Papilionidae
Source: the annotation of a GenBank genome assembly
AUGACAAUAAAUAUUCCAGACGGAGUGGCAUACGAGCUUGUCGAUUCUUUACGUGGCGGCCAUCUCUUAUUGAUACAAGACUACACAUUCUCGAGAACUAACAGGUCCUCUCGGUUAUGGUUCUGCUCCAGCAAGUUAUCAAGUCAAUGCAAGGCCAAGGUAAAAUUGAGUAAUGAUAAAGUGGUCAGUCAUAACUUAGAACACAACCACCCACCCCCUCGUUACUUCAAGACUAGAGAGGGCACGCUUGUAAAGUUGUAG